AUGGCCAUGAAAAGAAUCAACAAGGAGCUCGCCGACCUCGGCCGUGAUCCUCCCUCGUCCUGCUCCGCCGGUCCCACCGGCGACAACAUGUUCCAGUGGCAAGCAACCAUCAUGGGCCCCGGCGACUCGCCGUAUGCGGGCGGUGUCUUCUUCCUCUCCAUCACCUUCCCCACCGACUACCCCUUCAAGCCCCCCAAGGUCUCCUUCUCCACCAAGAUUUACCACCCCAACAUCAACAGCAACGGCAGCAUCUGCCUCGACAUUCUCAGGGACCAGUGGAGCCCAGCCCUCACCAUCUCCAAGGUGCUUCUCUCCAUCUGCUCCAUGCUCACCGACCCAAAUCCCGACGACCCGCUCGUGCCAGAGAUUGCCAACCUCUACAAGACGGACCGCCAGCGAUACGAGAGCACCGCUCAUACGCCAUGUAAAGUCGUCUUCGGCUCCAAUACAGCUGGUUCCACUCCCGUCCGCGCCUGA
Molecule: messenger RNA, 477 nt
Organism: Moesziomyces antarcticus
Lineage: Eukaryota; Fungi; Basidiomycota; Ustilaginomycetes; Ustilaginales; Ustilaginaceae
Product: ubiquitin-conjugating enzyme E2-16 kDa
Exons: 2
Coding region: 1-477 (158 amino acids)
Biological process (GO): ubiquitin-dependent protein catabolic process; protein polyubiquitination
Cellular component (GO): nucleus
Molecular function (GO): ubiquitin conjugating enzyme activity
Source: RefSeq, a predicted model, not a curated record